UACUGUGUUGGCGCCCCGCCCCAGGGAAUUUCGCCGUCACCUGUCAUUUCAAAAAUGACGUACACUUUUUAUUAAUAUAGUAAGUAAACGAUGUUCCACUUUAAUGUUUAUCAACAAGAAAACACCUCGAUUCGUUGUGCAACUCGUUAAAAAAUAAUUAGCGCUAGUUUUCAAACGGAAAAUUUCCUCACUACCAUGAACAAUGUUACAGUUUUGGAAAAAGUCAAAAGCCGACAAUGACAAAAACAGCUUCGCGUCGGCGAGUAGAACCCUUGAGCCGGAUUCAGCGAGACCCAAGGACAAGACGUUGCCGUUGAGUUCGUUCGACGAUGAAGGCCUAUUUGACAUCGACGAGUUUGAGUCGACGAAGCGGCGCUCGAAGCUGUCGCGCACCCUCCACGAAGUCCUAUCAGACAAAGGCGCCUUGAGGUACUUCAUGUUGUAUAUGGAGUCGAGGAACGCGUCCAGGUACCUCACGUGCUGGCUGGACGUGGACGUGUUCAAGUCAAACAUUUACCAAUGUCGGGAGCGCAAAUUGCCAAAUGCGUUUUCUCCAUUGCCGGGGGACCAUGACAGUUUGUCUGUGAGUACUGAUUGUGAUUCGUACACGGCUGAUACCAACAGUCUGUGUGAUUAUUCAACUGCGACGGUGUCGGAGAGCAGAGUUACCCAAAGUUCCAUUGAAGUGAACUCUUAUUGUGAUCGAGAUAUGAGUGAUAUUAGUCCUAAGACGCGGAGUAUUGGUGAGGAGAGCGUGGAUGAUAAAAGGGGCGCCCAUUUGGAGAAUGCUGUUACUAUUUUUAAGAAAUUCAUAGCGCAGGAAGCCGAGUUUAACAUUAAAUGCUCUGAUUCCAUCCGGAAUGAAAUUAUUGAAAAUAUUUGUGAUACUGAGAAGGUUUUAUUAGGGAAUUGUUUCAAUAAAGUACAGAGUUACGUGUAUGAUGUUAUGGAGAAAGAGUACUUUGAGGCGUUCCUCGGGAGUGAUUAUUUCUGCAAACAUCAGAUUGACGUUCUAACUAGUGGGAAUGUAGCGUUGGAUGAUAUCUUGUACAACGAGACUGCUUUAUUUUAUUUCAUGGAGUUUCUAGAGCAAGAAAAUACGUGCGGUCUUUUGGAGUUUUGGAUAGCCGCUACGAAUUUACAACAACACUUGAAAAACCAGAAGGAGUUUUUUGAUCCGAUUGAAGCACAAAGUGACGCUGUUGUAUUAUACGACAAGUAUUUUUCUCUGCAAGCCCACUGUCCUUUAGGGUUUGGGGAUAAAGUUAGGUUCGACGUAGAACAAAAUAUUUGCGGCGAAAACGGCCUAGUUAUAGACUGUUUCAACUUACCUCUAAAAAUCGUAGAACAGGUACUUGAAAGAAACCAUUUAAAGCCAUUUCUCGCAUCUCAGUUAUUUUAUAAAUACUUAUCAGAGUUAAUUAAUACAGUGCAAUCAAACGAUUAUUUAGUUAGUAUUGAAAAUAAUAGACCUCUGUCGUCCGACUGUAGUAGUGAGCGGAGUUAUAGUACAAACAGCGCGUUUUUGGCGCUUGAAAUUAAUAGCAAUAGUACAAAGAGGGGUAAAGAUAAAUGCGCCGAUAUGAACAUCGACACGAGGCAGUUGUGCGAUCCUGAUUCGUUGUGGAAGCGCAGGCGCAACCACAGACUGUCGUGUGGGAGAAUAACGGCCUUGGGAAAAUUCGAGACCGACCUGGAACCAGAACCUGAUAGAAAAGGUUUCACGCUGAAAAAUGUAGUCAAGAAGUUCGUUAGUUUGGACGAAGAUAAGAAAAAAGAAGAAAUGGCGUGGCAAGUAGCCGAAAUGAUUGUCAAAGAUAUAACGAACGUGACGCUGAAUAACGAAAAACCCAGAAAUUCGUGAUUGUGAUAAAUGUUUCAUGUUUAGCUCAAAAAGAUAUUCACCACACGAAAUUUGUAAACUAGUGUGGCAACAGGUAUAUUUUGUACUACGUCUCUCUAAGAAUUGUAUGUAAUUUAUCGUACGUUGUAACACGUUUGGAAUUUAUUGUGUGCCAAAUUGGUCACUAAUUUGUUGGAUGAAUUACAUACAAACUAAGACCGUGAGUGUUAAUUGUUUGCCAGAUUGAACAUUUUGUACUUCCUUUUGCUCUACUUUGUAAUAAACUGUACAGUUUUAUGUUAAUAUUUAUAAAUUAUUUUUGUAUAUAUAUUUUGAUAAGUAUCUAUAUUUUAUUUUCUAACUGUGUUAUUUUUGUAGUG
Molecule: messenger RNA, 2223 nt
Organism: Zophobas morio
Lineage: Eukaryota; Metazoa; Arthropoda; Insecta; Coleoptera; Tenebrionidae
Gene: pkaap
Product: A-kinase anchor protein 10, mitochondrial
Exons: 3
Coding region: 203-1864 (553 amino acids)
Biological process (GO): intracellular protein localization
Cellular component (GO): mitochondrion; plasma membrane
Molecular function (GO): protein kinase A binding
Source: RefSeq, a predicted model, not a curated record